Molecule: messenger RNA, 3969 nt
Organism: Vollenhovia emeryi
Lineage: Eukaryota; Metazoa; Arthropoda; Insecta; Hymenoptera; Formicidae
Gene: P5CDh1
Product: delta-1-pyrroline-5-carboxylate dehydrogenase, mitochondrial
Exons: 7
Coding region: 314-2023 (569 amino acids)
Cellular component (GO): mitochondrial matrix
Molecular function (GO): L-glutamate gamma-semialdehyde dehydrogenase (NAD+) activity
Source: RefSeq, a predicted model, not a curated record
GCGGCUCGUCCGACGGCGCGGUGUUCGCUUCGGGCCGUGUGUUCCGUCGCAGUUUCGGCAAUUCGGCGCACCGGACGCGCCGAGGAGGAGAAAGGAGGAUCCGACCGUCGUUCCGGCGGGACCUGUCAGUCGCGAGAAGGGCACCUCGUUCGCCCUUCGGGUUGUCGUGAGUUACGAAGGGCGCGCGCCGACGUCAUCCCUCUUUCUCUCUCUCUCUCCCCCCCUCCCGCCGCCUCCUGCCGUCUCUUUUCCUCUUGCGCGUUUUCUCUCUCUUCCUCUCUCCCGCCACCCGUCCCCGUCGCACCGCCGGAAGAUGUUGGGCCUGGUUUGCCGUCAGGCGAAUUUGCUGGCGAGUACCCAAAAAGUCGGCACCAGAUACCUGGGAUCGAUAGUUCCGACGUCGAGUCCGCCGGACUUUCCGUUGGAAAAUGAGCCCGUUCUCAGCUAUAACAAGGGCAGCCCGGAAAGAGCGGAGCUGGAGAAGGUCCUGGAUAAGAUGAGCGGCGAGUGCGAGGAAGUGCCGUUGGUUAUCGGCGACGAGGAGAUCAAGACCGAUCUGUGCAGAUAUCAAGUUAUGCCGCACAAUCACAAGGAGAAGGUCGCCAAGUAUUAUUGGGCGACACCGGAGCUCGUGAGGAAGGCAAUCGACGUCGCGGUGAAGGCGCAACGAGAAUGGGAGAGGUGGCCGAUCGAGAAACGGCUCGAGAUGUGGUUGAGGAUAGCGGAUCUGAUGGCUGGCAAGUACAGGCAACGCCUUAACGCCGCCACCAUGCUCGGCCAGAGCAAGACCGUGAUCCAGGCGGAGAUCGAUAGCGCGGCGGAGCUGAUCGACUUUUUCAAGAUGCACGCGUAUUUCGUCAAGGAGAGCCUCAAGUACCAGCCGAUCUCGCCGAAUCAGCAGACCCGCAACUCGAUGAGGUAUCGCGGCAUGGACGGUUUCGUCGCGGCGGUGUCGCCCUUCAACUUCACCGCCAUCGGCGGUAAUCUCAGCUACACGCCGGCACUGAUGGGUAACGCCGUGCUCUGGAAGCCGUCCGACACCGCGUUACUAUCCAACUGGUGGAUCUUUAAGAUAUGCAGAGAGGCCGGGGUGCCGCCCGGCGUGGUGAAUUUCAUUCCCUGCGAGGGGCCCGUGUUUGGCGAUACCAUCACGUCCUCGCCUCACUUCUCCGGGCUCAACUUCACCGGCUCGGUGCCGACGUUUAACCGCCUGUGGGCCCAGGUCGGGCAGAAUCUCUCCAAGUACAAGAACUACCCGAAAUUAAUCGGCGAGUGCGGCGGCAAGAAUUAUCACUUCGUUCACCCGAGUGCCGACGUGGAGACGGUCGUUUAUGGGACGAUAAGGAGCGCGUUCGAGUUCAACGGACAGAAGUGCUCCGCUUGCAGUAGAAUGUACGUGCCGGAGUCUCUGUGGGGCAAGGUGAAAGACGGCCUCUUAGCCCUUCGUCAAAAACUCACAGUCGGUGACGUUCGGGACUUCACCGUAUUCACCGGCGCCGUUAUAGACGCCGUCGCGUUCAAACGGAUCUCCGGUUACAUCGAGUACGCGAAGAAAUCGCCCAAGAUGGAAAUUCUCGGCGGUGGCGGCUACGACGAUUCACGCGGGUACUUCAUCGAGCCGACAAUAGUACAAUCCAAAGAUCCGAAGGAGAAACUCAUGACGGAAGAGAUAUUCGGCCCGGUACUAACGAUAUACGUUUACAAGGAUUCCGAGCUGGACGAGACGGUGAAGCUGGUGGAGACGUCCACGCCUUACGCUUUAACAGGCGCGAUAUUCGCGCAAGAUGAAAAGUGGGCGAGGAAGGCACUCGAGGAUUUUAAGUAUACUGCCGGUAAUUUUUACGUCAAUGACAAAUCCACCGGAUCGGUGGUCGGCCAACAGCCGUUCGGCGGCAGUCGAAUGUCCGGUACAAAUGACAAAGCCGGCGGUCCUCACUACGCUCUUCGCUGGGCGUCUCCGCAGGCUAUUAAGGAGACCUUCGCACCCAUACGGGAAUAUGAUUAUCCGUACAUGAGAGCCUAAACGUGGGCCGCUCGUUGUUAAUUCGGCGUGAUUAAUCCAAUAAUUUCGAUUGCCCGACAGUCGUGCGUCACAAACCGAGAUACGCUUAUAUUUACGAUAUCUGAUCGGGAAAGAAAUUGGGACAAUAUACGGCGGCGUUACUAAGCCAUGCUGCUUUAACUCGAACAAGAAAUCGUCGUUCAGUCCACCACCAAAAUGAGGUAUUACGGAAACACAUAGGAAAUUAAUGGACUUGUAAGAAUAUCACUCUUAAAUUAAGCUCCAGCGUACUCAGGAUCGACAGGAAAAAGCUCGAAAUUUCAAUUGUAGAAACGAACGCGAUAAAAUAAACGAAUAAGACAUUUUUUUUUAAGAUAAAAACUUCACCCGAUUAAGAUUCUUGUCCCACGGUAUAAUGUUCUUAAUUCGCUCCCUGAUCACGUAAUUAGAUGGAAUUAUUUAGAGAAUAUAUAAUUUAACGGAACAACAAAAAGUAUUGUAUACCGUGUGAUAAGGUUCUAUAAUGCCGAGUUAAUUCAACGUGCAGAGAUUGAGGAAAGAGAUUUCGCGUAGGAGUCUCUCGGUAGACAGCAUAGUAAGUUCGCGGGCGCAAAUUUGCGAUGCACACAAUAGAGACACGACUAGAUUCCUAGAUGAAUCCAAACGCUAAAGGGAGGAAGGUCGAGCUCGCAGCAAGUGCACCCUUAUCGCCUUCGAAUGUUCCGUUGACAUCGCCUCGCGACGAAUAGGGGAUCCUCCCGUGAUCGAUCCUGUUAGCCACAGACGUUGCUGUCGUGAGCCGUCAGACACGCUGUCUCGAUUACUCGCCGCCAGUACAUUACCAAAGUAUUAUCCGAUGUGCAUUUCGGAGACGUGUGAUCUCAUCACCGUGUGCCCGAUGUAUCCUCUCUCCCUCUCUCAGUACAAUAACACUUUUAUAACUCAGGUAUCGCAUCAGGCCGAUCGUGGAGGAAACGCGAGCGGAGCGACGCGUUUCUCGCGGUGCGCGACCGCGAGAAAGGGGUGUCCUCAGUCUCAUCGAGUCACAUCCGCGAUAGCAAAUAACGUUCACCGCGCCAUUGUCAACAAGUGUCCUCAAUGUCGACGGAGUAGAGUUAAACAUUGUUAAUGUAAUCAAUAAAGCUUCAGCUUGGACCCCGUUUUCAGGUGCGAUAUUACGUUGUGAAUGAUGGAUUUCUUUUCUUUUUUUUUUUUACUACUAGGGAGAUUGUAAUGGGUAACGCAGUUUCGGUGACUCGCAGUUCCUUUCUAAUGUGUACUUUGUAAGAUUGUAUAUGCGGGAGACGCGAACCUCUGUAAUAAUUGAGGUGUCAAAUAUUUAUACAUAUACCCAGAUCUUUGAUCAUCGAUCGUCCUAUAAUAUUGUUGAUAAUGUGACUGAGACGGGAUGUUUCGAGAGUCGAUAGGCGAUCGCCGAGGAUGUAAUAAUUGACAAUAUGUUAUAUAUUGUGGCAAGUGUUACAGCGUUAUUUAAGUGUACGAUAGCAAUAAAGCAAACAUAAAUCGAUGUCGUCUUUGCGUAUGAAUGUCGCCUCGUAUUUUGCCGACGUGAGACGCUUUUUGAAAUAACGGAUGUGACGUCAGAGGCGCCUGCCCGAGGGUUUCCAAUUGGCUGCGUUCAGCUGAGAACACUGUUGAGCGUUUUGUGCCGAUUCGAGUGCACUUUUAAAUCUGCGUUGUGAUCGUGCAUCACGAUUGUGAAAAUGGCAACGCUGAUGUCCAUUUCUACCGAUGCAGAUCAACUUUGAUCUCGGUUUAAGGGGGCAUAUACCUUUCUCGGCUUUAAAAAAAUCGAUUUUUCAUUACAUAUUUCGAAAGAACGUUUCAGGAAUGUAAAUCCAAAACCGUCCGACGGGCCGUUUCGGAGCAACGCGCAGAUAGUAGCAUCGGACCCUUUUACAACUGAUCCUUUCAUUGUGAUUCAAAUAAAACUUGGUCUUUAUGUA